This is a messenger RNA of Aspergillus pseudonomiae, 1240 nucleotides long. RefSeq lists its product as uncharacterized. Gene Ontology annotation, molecular function: fumarylacetoacetase activity. The record is from RefSeq and is a predicted model, not a curated record. NCBI's taxonomy places the organism in Eukaryota, Fungi, Ascomycota, Eurotiomycetes, Eurotiales, Aspergillaceae. The transcript is spliced from 5 exons. Gene Ontology annotation, biological process: L-tyrosine catabolic process; homogentisate catabolic process; L-phenylalanine catabolic process. The annotation marks the transcript as partial.
CAUGACUCCAUUCACCAUUGAUAAUCUCCCGUACGGCGUGAUCUCCACCCAUGACAACUCGAACAAACGCUGUGCGGUCGCAUUCCAGCAGUUCGCCAUAGAUUUGGAUCUACUCUACCGCCAUGACUUCUUUGCAUCCAUCCCAGAACUAGAUGUCAAUGUCUUCGCCGAAGACAAUUGGAACGUGUUUGCUGUUUUACCAUUAAGCACUCGAGCGACCGUCAGGGCCCGAAUCCGAUGUGGUAUUUUGGAUAAGACCAUCAACAAGGCGUUGGUUCCACUGUCCAACGUGGAAAACCACCUACCAAUGCAUACACAUAACUUCUCCGACUUUUACUGCUCUCUCGAGCAUGCAAAGAACUGCACAGAGGUCAUGAAGAUAAAGAUGUCGUCCAACUGGUUCUCCAUCCCGUCGGUGUACAAUGGUCGCACCUCAAGCCUUGCAGUUUCAGGUACUCCCGUCACCCGGCCUUACGGUAUGUAUCCCGAUCCUCAAACCGGGGUGGUCUCGUUCCAACCCGAAUCCAAGCUCGACUUCGAGUUAGAAAUGGGGGUGUGGCUGUCGACUCCCGUGCCACGAGGGCAGCGACUGGACAUCGCCAAGUCCAAGGAGCACAUCUUUGGGUUCACACUCCUCAACGAUUGGUCGUCCAGACAAAUCCAGAAUUUCGAAAUGACGCCUCUAGGCUGCUUCCAUUCCAAAGGCUCCUUGACGUCAGUGAGUCCCUGGAUCGUGCCGAUUGAGGCUCUGGAGCCGUUCAAGUGCGAAAGAAUGGUGCAACAAGACCCUCUGCCAAUGCCUCAUCUGAUGCCUCGGGACGAUGCGGCACUGACCUAUGACAUUGACCUGUCUGUCACGUUGCUCCGAGAUGAGAAGCCGUAUAGACUUUGUGAGAGCAAUCUCAAUACGUUGUACUGGACGCCCAUCCAACAGCUGGCGCACUUGGCAUCGGCCGGGGAGGGAUUAUUAACAGGAGACGUCUUUGGAACCGGGACAAUAUCUUCUAGCACCACGAACUCAGAUGGUGAAAAGAUAGGUCUUGGCUGCCUCGUCGAGCGGGGUCUUCCUCGGACGAUGCUCAAGUCUGCGCCUUCAGACUUACAUGAGACCUUUUUGCAGGAUGGUGAUGAGGUGAUUAUGGAAGGUUGGUGUCGGAGCAAGACGACCGGAGAGGUGGUGCUUGGGUUUGGUCAGUGCAGAGGCAAAGUCCUAAGUGCUAUCCCGAGUUGUAUUAUAUAG